GUAGGUGUGACGUCAGUGGAACAGUGUUGAGCAGUUUGUUGUCUUGAGUGCUUGGUGGAUAGUGCAUUCUCCUUCCUCCGCUUUUUACAGUGGUGUAUUAUUUGGGAAAAUUUUACAAAAGCAUAGACAUUUAUAACAUGCACAUAUGAAUUCUAGGGAGUAAUGUUGAAGUUAUGUUAUUGGUACAGAGAAGGUGCAGACUUGUUUGGGAACUCUUGUGAUUGUAGUGCAUACCUUGUGCGUUGUGGUGUGUAGGAAGUCUUUUGAACAAUAUAUGUGGGAAGCAAGAACAGCAUGAACUCCAGUGCUUUUUGACAUGUUGCUUUUUUCUAAAUACAGUAUUAAGGGUUUUUAAACUACCUAUACAGUAAUUACCCAUACUAAAUAACACACCUGAAGUCAUGGAACUACUGUGGAGAAUACUGUGGUGGUUAUAUGCCUUUGUAUUUCUUGUGCUGUUUUUAUCAGCAACUGUCCACCAUCACUUAGGUCUGCGUAAGCAUUACAUAAAUUUUCUUUUGAGGCUGUUUGCCUUUGGACAAGAGCGUGUGGAACGUAAGCGUUUGUUACGCCCACACAAUGAAGCAGAUGAAUCAGAAUCUUCUUUAGAUGAGCAAGACAGGCCAUUAAUUUCUGCUGAUCAUCCAAGAGCUCUGGGCAUCAAAGAAGAUAUUAAAGGCUUCCAACUUGAUAAUGUAUUGGAGUACAUCAGUGCAGGAAUGGGAGCCAUCAUGGAAGAUAACCUAACUAAAUCAUUUGAACCAGAGCAGCUCCCUGCAUGGAAUCUCCUAUCACGUACAAAUGACCGUGCUUAUGAAUUUGUGUCUUUCCGAUUGACAGUAUGCUGGCUUAUUGGCUUUCUUGUUCGUUAUUUCCUACUGUUUCCUUUACGUAUUGUCAUUCUUCUUCUUGGUGUGUUGUUGUUUUGGACAUGUAUGGUAGCUAUUGGAAUGUUUCCUGCUGGCAGUUUCAAGCGCUGGCUUAAUGAGAAACUCCUGGUUUUUUGUUUUGAUUUUAUAGCAGGAUCGUUGUCUCUUGUUGCCACUUUCCACCAUGAAGAGAAUGCUCCAAAGGGUGGCAUAGCUGUUGCUAACCACACUUCACCAAUUGACUCCAUGGUGCUGGCUACUCACAACUGCUAUGAUAUGGUUGGCCAGAAACAUGAUGGCUUUUUGAAUAUAUUCAUGUCAGCACUGAGUCGAGCUUCCACCCACAUCUGGUUUGAGCGUUCUGAUGCCAAGGAUAGAUCUUUAGUUGUAAAGAGGUUACAGGAACAUGUUAAUGAUGUUAGCCUACCUCCCAUCCUCAUCUACCCUGAGGGUGUUUGUGUCAACAACACUUCUGUUAUGCAGUUCAAGAAGGGAGCAUUUGAGAUUGACAGUGUCAUUCAUCCAAUUGCCAUUCGGUUUGAUGCACGGUUUGGUGAUGCCUUCUGGUGGCAAGACAAGUUCUUCCAUUAUAUCUUGUACAUGAUGACUUCUUGGGCUAUUGUCUGCAAUGUUUGGUAUCUGCCGCCCAUGAAGAAAAAAUCUGGUGAAUCUGCCAUAGCGUUUGCUGAUAGAGUCAAGGCAAAGAUUGCACAUCAAGGAGGCAUGAUUGAUCUUACGUGGGAUGGGUUCCUGAAAUGUAACCCAGUGAAGGCAGAAUGGAAGAAACGCCAGCAAGAGGAGUUUGCAAAGCAUCUACAAACUGAGAAAGAAUUGAUAACUGCUGAACCAGUGAAAGACAAAGAAGAAUAGAAACAGAAACCUCUAGCAAGUGAUAAAAGACUUGUUUUGUCAAUAAGAUGUGAGCUAGCUAUGAAAAGAAUGAGAUAUUGCACAAGUUAGUAGAGAAUAAUCAAAAAUAUAAUAAUAAUAAUACAGGUUGAUAAUCCCUUAUCUGAAAUCCUUGGGGCCAGAGGCAUUUCGGAUUUCGGAAUUUUUCAGUUUU
Homarus americanus (American lobster) is the source of this 1932-nucleotide messenger RNA. Its product is annotated as glycerol-3-phosphate acyltransferase 4-like. Lineage: Eukaryota; Metazoa; Arthropoda; Malacostraca; Decapoda; Nephropidae. Gene Ontology annotation, cellular component: endoplasmic reticulum. Gene Ontology annotation, molecular function: glycerol-3-phosphate O-acyltransferase activity. Gene Ontology annotation, biological process: triglyceride biosynthetic process. Bases 402 to 1739 code for a protein of 445 amino acids. The transcript has 6 exons. The record is from RefSeq and is a predicted model, not a curated record.